AUGUCUACAAUCACACAGAGUGCCCUGCAGAGCUCGUAUCCGCCCCUCCUCCCGAAAGAGUUCAAUGGGAACCAGCCAAAGACCAUCCGACUCUUUCCCUUGAGCAACUAUACCUUUGGUACAAAAGAUGGACAGCCCGAAGAGGAUCCGUCUGUGAUGGCACGUCUCAAGCGUCUGGAAGAGCACUACAACGAGUAUGGUAUGAGAAGGACUUGCGAGGGUAUCUUGGUCUGCCACGAGCACAACCAUCCCCACGUACUAAUGCUACAGAUUGCAAACGCUUUCUUCAAGCUACCUGGCGACUACCUCCAACCCGAAGACGAAGAGAUUGAUGGGUUCAAGAAUAGACUGAAUGAGCGCCUUGCACCGGUUGGAUCACAAUUCACGGGUGAGGGAGUUAACGACGAAUGGCAGAUUGCAGACUGUCUUGCGCAGUGGUGGAGGCCGAAUUUCGAGACGUUUAUGUAUCCAUUCAUCCCGCCUCACGUCACGCGGCCAAAGGAGUGCAAGAAACUGUAUUUCAUUCAAUUACCAAAGAGCAAGGUCCUUAGUGUCCCAAAGAACAUGAAGCUCCUCGCCGUGCCGCUAUUUGAACUUUAUGACAAUACGCAGCGUUAUGGUCCCCAACUAUCGGCUAUCCCACAUCUGCUCUCGCGGUACAAUUUCGAAUAUAUAGAUGAAAAGGGCGAGAUCGUGGCUGUCACUCCAGGCGGUGGCCCGAUGAGCGGUAAUGUGCCUCAGACGAAAGUACUGGCAGGCGGGGACGAGGAGAUGAACGGAGAUGGCAUCACCUCAUGA
Molecule: messenger RNA, 798 nt
Organism: Pseudovirgaria hyperparasitica
Lineage: Eukaryota; Fungi; Ascomycota; Dothideomycetes; Acrospermales; Acrospermaceae
Product: cleavage and polyadenylation specificity factor, 25 kDa subunit
Exons: 4
Coding region: 1-798 (265 amino acids)
Cellular component (GO): mRNA cleavage factor complex
Molecular function (GO): mRNA binding
Source: RefSeq, a predicted model, not a curated record